CGGCCAAUCGGCGGAUCGAGUUCGUGGAGCCGCGGUUUCCGCCCUCCGACGCCGGCCGAAGACUCCGGAGUUCGCGGUCCCUCUCUCUCGCUCACUGUAACUCUUCCUCUCUGGAUUUGGCGACUCGUAGUCGUCGUAGCCACAGGUAAACAGUCAUCGGCUUCCCGAAUCGCCGGACGUCCGGGAAAACUGUUGCGUUUACCGCCGCCGUCACCGAAAUAGUUCAAAAUGAGUGGUUCUGGAAAAAGUCUCCUUGGUCUUUGGCUUUACCGAACUGGAGAAGAUUGGACUCUGAGAGAAGCAUCUCCACCAGCUUCGAGACCUGCAGUGAGUGGUCGACCAGAUCCUACGAGAUUCGAUUCAAGGAACUCUGUAAUAUUCUCAUUGAAAAAUCGGGUUGGUGGACUUGCACAAGCACUUCAAGUUUUUCAAGAUUUAGGUGUAAAUGUGUUGCACAUUGAAUCUAGACCAUCCCGCCGUAGAAAAUCAGAAUUCGAAAUUUUGGUAGACGUGGAAUGCGACAAUAAAAAAAUGGAGCAGUUGACUGGGAUGUUGAAGCGUGAGGUUGCAGCUAUAAAUUUAGCGACAUAUGAGAGUGGUGCUGAAGUACCACCUCCUACUCCGAUGUCAGCGACGGCUAGUUUUGAUUUUUCAGAGUUUGAGCUUCCGUGGUUUCCGAAAAAAAUUUCCGAUUUAGAUAAAGCUCAACGAGUUCUAAUGUAUGGAACGGAGUUAGAUGCUGACCAUCCAGGAUUUAAGGAUCCGGUAUAUCGGAAAAGGCGUGUAGAAUUCGCUCACAUAGCGAACUCUUAUAAAUAUGGACAUCCAAUACCAAGAGUUCAGUAUACACCCGAAGAAAUCAAGACUUGGGGUACUGUGAUGCGUGAACUUCACAAACUGUAUGUGAAGCACGCGUGCAGGGAGUACUUGGAGAACUGGCCGGAACUGGUGAAGUACUGCGGUUACCGAGAGGACAACAUUCCGCAGUUACAAGACGUAAAUACAUUCUUGAAACGCAAAACCGGAUUUCAGUUGCGACCGGUGGCCGGGUACUUGUCCCCGAGGGAUUUCCUCUCCGGGCUGGCUUUCCGCGUGUUUCAUUGCACGCAGUAUAUGAGGCAUUCGUCGGAUCCGUUCUACACACCGGAACCGGAUUGUUGCCACGAGCUGUUGGGCCACAUGCCACUGUUGGCCAAUCCCACGUUCGCACAGUUCUCGCAAGAACUGGGUCUCAAUUCAUUGGGAGCCAGUGACGAGGACGUUGAAAAGUUAGCAACGCUGUACUUCUUCACUGUAGAAUUCGGAAUGUGCAAACAAGAUGGUGAACUGAAAGUUUACGGGGCUGGGUUGUUAAGCUCGGUGGCGGAGUUACGGCAUGCAAUUGAAUCCAAUGAUAAAUUACAGCGAUUUGAUCCCGAAGUUACGUGUCACCAAGAAUGCAUCAUAACAUCGUACCAAAAUGCCUACUAUUAUAGUGAGACAUUUGAGGAAGCUAAGGAAAAAAUGAGAGAAUUCGCCGAUAGCAUUCAAAAACCGUUUGGCGUGCGUUACAACCCUUACACGCAGAGCGUGGAAAUCUUGAGCAAUACGGACAAGAUCGUGGCUUUAGUGUCGGAACUCAGGGGUGACUUGUGCAUCGUAAGCAACGCACUGAGGAAAAUUCACGCCGAAGAUGAAGCGGUGGAGAACAUCAAUAACAUGUUACACAAAGGAAUGAACGUUAGCGGAGUUUCGCCAGAAAAGUCCCCCGAGAAGUAAAGGCACCCGGAGGACUAUUGGAUUAAAUAAAUACUUUGCGAAUAAAUAAUUAUAAUCAGUCAUCUAUUUAAUAAAAAAAAAAUAUUAGUCAGCGGAUUUAUUAGAUACACUUAAAAUAUUAUCUCGACUUAAAUCAUAGUCGUAGUGAGCGAUUAGAAACGCGACAUUGUUAUUUUACCGGUAUUACAUAUUAUUAUAUUAGUCGAUUGUAUUUUUUUGUCCCCAGAAUGAAAUAUUUAUGACGCGUAGAUAUUUUUUAUUGGCUUUAUUUUUAGUCACAUCGCGCUGUGCGUGCGAUUAUUAUUGUGCUGCACAGUUUUCUCGUUAUAUUAUUAUUAGCUGUUUAUACAGUUCGGUUGUACCCGAAACCUUUAAAUGUGUCCACAUAGGAUUGACGGCAAACCACAUUAUAGUUCCAUAGACGAGUUGCCUAUAAAACAGGUUAUUGUUAAAACAGAAUUAUAGGGAUUUUGCAUGAACAAUAAAAUUACAAUUUGUUAGUGAUUAUAUUUUAGUCGGAAGUCAGCGAAGAGUACUUAUAUGUUUAAAAUAUAUUUUAUAUUUAAGUUUGUAAUUUGGUGCAACCGGAUAUAAAUACAAUAUUUAAAUUAUAUUAAUUUUUAUGUAAUAAUUUAUAUAAUAUGUUAUUGAUUGUGUUACCUUCCGAUUAUGUUGUUAAGUACUGAGUUGCAUUAAUUAAUCACGAUUGCAAAUUAACUAAUUAUAAUAUUAUAUUAACAUACUCAUGCAGUUGUACGUAGUAAUAAAUAAUUAUUAAAACAAUAUACAUUAAUAC
Acyrthosiphon pisum (pea aphid) is the source of this 2554-nucleotide messenger RNA. RefSeq names its product tryptophan hydroxylase (gene Trhn). Gene Ontology annotation, biological process: serotonin biosynthetic process; aromatic amino acid metabolic process. The transcript has 11 exons. NCBI's taxonomy places the organism in Eukaryota, Metazoa, Arthropoda, Insecta, Hemiptera, Aphididae. Bases 229 to 1758 code for a protein of 509 amino acids. Gene Ontology annotation, cellular component: neuron projection. The record is from RefSeq and is a predicted model, not a curated record. Gene Ontology annotation, molecular function: tryptophan 5-monooxygenase activity; iron ion binding.